This is a messenger RNA of Limulus polyphemus (Atlantic horseshoe crab), 1766 nucleotides long. RefSeq names its product protein arginine N-methyltransferase 6-like. The record is from RefSeq and is a predicted model, not a curated record. Gene Ontology annotation, molecular function: protein-arginine N-methyltransferase activity. The transcript is spliced from 14 exons. Lineage: Eukaryota; Metazoa; Arthropoda; Merostomata; Xiphosura; Limulidae. The coding region runs from base 123 to 1649 and encodes 508 amino acids. Gene Ontology annotation, biological process: peptidyl-arginine methylation.
UAUGAUGUUUAGUUAGGUGUGAUGUGUGAUAUACAAUCUCAUGGUCUGGCAAGGAAAUAACAGUAUCUGUCCUGAAGUUAAAGUAUAUUUAAACUGGAAGACAUUAACCUGAAGCUUUGAAAAUGACAUCCACAAUCUCAGAUAUUGACCUUAAAAGAAAAGCAUCUGAUGUAGAACUUCUUGAAGUUGAUAGUGAACCUCAAAAAAAACUAUAUCAAAGCCCUGCUGAUGUUAAAUGUAGGCAAGGCUUAAACAACAGCAAUGAAGAUGACAGCAAUUAUUUUAGUUCCUAUGCUCGCUUGUCUAUCCAUCGGGAUAUGAUAGGGGAUUAUGAGAGGACGAGCUGUUACAGACAAGCUAUUCUAAGUAAUUACAAGCUGUUUUACAAGAAAGUUGUAGCUGAUGUUGGUGCUGGAACUGGCAUACUUAGUGUUUUUUGUGCUCAAGCUGGUGCAAAAAAAGUAUAUGCUAUUGAGGGUAGUUGUGUGGCAGCAGUAGCCAGAGAAGUAAUUAAAGCUAAUGGAUUGGAAGAGAAAAUUGUAGUAGUUCAGGGAAAAGUAGAGGAGGUAUCACUUCCUGAAAAGGUGGACAUAAUAGUCAGUGAAUGGAUGGGAUACAUGCUGCUGUAUGAAACAAUGCUCCCCUCAGUCCUUCAUGCCAGAGACAACUGGUUAAAACAGGGUGGGUAUGUGUUUCCAGAGAAGGCAUGUCUUUACCUUGCCCCCUUGAGUGAUCAUGAGGAGUAUGAAGAAAGUGUAGAAUUCUGGCAUAAAGUUGAAGAUACGUACAAGGUGGAUAUGUCAGUAGUAGCUAAGACAGCUGUCCAGGAGAGAAAUGGUAGGUACAACUUGAGUUUAGUUCAUAUAUGUAAGUGGCUCAAGAAAGAACUGGUGAUACUAAAAAGUUCUGUUGGUGGUUUGUCAGAUCAUGCAAGUUGUACUGGUGGUAAUCUGUCUAGACAUGCAAGUUGUACUGGUGGUAAUCUGUCAGGUCAUGCAAUAUGUACUGGUGGUAAUCUAUCAGGUCAUGCAAUUUGUACUGGUGGUAUUCUGUCAGGUAAUGCAAGUUGUACUGGUGAUAAUCUGUCAGGUAAUGCAAGUUGUACUGGUGGUAUUCUGUCAGGUAAUGCAAGUUGUACUGGUGGUAAUCUGUCAGGUCAUGCAAUUUGUACUGGUGGUAAUCUGUCAAGUCAUACAAGUUGUACUGGUGGUAAUCUGUCAGGUCAUACAAGUUGUACUGGUGGUAAUCUGUCAGGUCAUGCAAUUUGUACUGGUGGUAAUCUAUCAGGUCAUGCAAGUUGUACUGGUGGUAAUCUGUUAGGUCAACAUUCCUGGUUUGCAUAUUUUCAGGGUGACUUUGAAUGCAAGUGUUUUGGUUACAACUUCAUCCAUGGGUUUGUAGUGUGGUUUACAGUACAGUUUCCUGGGGGAUUAGUCUUGUCAACUUCACCAUACCAAAGUGAAACUCACUGGGGUCACAGCAUUCUCCGUAUUCCACAGACGGAUGUCAAACAAGACACCAUAUUAAAGGGAUCGUUAAUAAUCCAGCCAAAUCAACAGUUUCGUAGAUUCUUGGAUGUCAAACUAAACUACCAAAAGGAUGAAAGCAUCGCUCAUUCUCUUGUUUUUAAAAUGGAUGAUCUACCAUAAAGAAUGUGUGAAUAUUGUUGUAAAUAUGUAAAAACAAUGAUGCAUAAAGCAAGUGUGAAUAUUGUUGUAAAUAUAUGUAAAAACAAUGACUGAUAAAAGUAAUCCACUGAAAAAGUA